Heterotrigona itama is the source of this 2862-nucleotide messenger RNA. NCBI's taxonomy places the organism in Eukaryota, Metazoa, Arthropoda, Insecta, Hymenoptera, Apidae. The record is from the annotation of a GenBank genome assembly.
AUCCGACGAAUGAUGUUGCUUUGACGGCUUUGCCUUUAUCCAUGCACGUGUGUUUGCGUAUUGCACGGAUCGUUCUUGGCGCACAACUAGGUAAUAUAUCUCGAACCUACUAUAAAAUCAUUACACUGCUAUAACCUAUUUCAAGCGUUCUAUCGAGUGAUUUAUAAGUAUCUUCUAGGUAUCUUUAGCAUCGGUCAGUGUCGCAGAAUAAUCAAAGUUUCUUUUUGCUUAGUCGGAGGUGCUUCGUUUCUCUUUUCUCCCUAUCACCUCUUCCUUUCCCGUUAAUAAUCGUUUUCUAGUUUGAUUGCACAUCGGUUACUUUUAAUCGAGAUUAACUUGAAAUCGACGUGCUCGAGGAGGAUUCACGAAAUGCAGUAAAAACCACGGUUUCCGUAUUCCAAGUCCUCUAUCUCUGUCUUUCUCGUUCUUUUCCCAUCGCCCCCUACUUUGUCGCCUUCUUCUUUGUGCCCCGUCUCUCUGUCGCACUCGUUGGUUGGCUCGUGUAACGAGCCGUUUACGGCAAUGGAAAUUUUUGAAUAUUCGAAUUUAUCAAUACCCCGCACCGGCCAUGUGUUCGUGUUCCUAACGCACGUGUGAUCGUGUUCCUAACCUCUGGCUUACAUAACGCUUAACUCGGUCCACGUUGGAACGACGCUCCAAGCGUUCGAUUGAAUUUCAGACGAAAAUCAUGCCGUCCGACGCGAAAAAGAAACAACAGCAGAAAAAGAAGGAAGCAGCCAAGGCCCGUCAGUCGGGGAAAAAGCCACUCCAGGGUAACCAGAACAAGACUGCGGAGGAUGGCAAAGAAUCCAGUCCUGGAGUGGGUGUCAUUCAAAACGGAAUCAAUGGGACGCCUAUCAGUGCCGAAGAGGCACUGUGUAUAAAACUGGAGGCAGAUGCCAGGCUAAAUGCAGAGGCACGCUCGUGCACAGGAUCAUUGGCUUCCCACCCACGAAGUCGCGACAUAAAGAUAUCUAAUUUUUCUAUUACUUUCCAUGGCUGUGAAUUGCUGCAGGAUACCAUGUUGGAAUUGAACUGCGGCAGACGUUAUGGCUUGCUUGGGCUUAAUGGCUCUGGGAAAUCUACUCUAUUAGCUGUACUUGGAAACCGAGAAGUUCCUAUUCCCGAUCAGAUCGAUAUCUUCCAUUUGACCAGGGAAAUGCCUGCUAGCAAUAAAACAGCUUUAGAAUGUGUGAUGGAGGUAGAUGAAGAGCGUAUACGAUUAGAAAAAUUGGCAGAGGAGUUAGUCGAAUGUGAGGAAGAAGAUGCUCAAGAACAACUCAUGGACGUCUAUGAAAGGUUAGAAGAUAUGUCUGCUGAUACGGCAGAAGCUCGUGCUGCUCAUAUUUUACAUGGUUUGGGUUUCACUGCAAAAAUGCAAAAUACACCUACCAAAGAUUUUUCAGGGGGUUGGCGUAUGAGAAUUGCUCUUGCAAGAGCUUUAUAUGUGAAACCUCAUCUGUUAUUACUGGAUGAACCUACUAAUCAUUUAGAUCUCGACGCUUGUGUGUGGUUAGAAGAAGAAUUGAAAACAUACAAGAGAAUUCUAGUUAUUAUUUCUCACUCGCAAGAUUUCCUCAAUGGUAUUUGUACAAAUAUCAUACAUGUCAAUAAAAAGCAAUUGAAAUAUUACAGUGGUAAUUACGAAGCCUUUGUGAAGACAAGAAUGGAAUUAUUGGAGAAUCAAGUGAAGCAGUAUAACUGGGAACAGGAUCAAAUUGCACACAUGAAGAAUUAUAUAGCUCGAUUUGGACACGGUUCUGCAAAACUUGCAAGACAGGCACAAUCUAAAGAAAAAACACUGGCGAAAAUGGUAGCACAAGGCCUCACGGAAAAAGUAGUCAAUGACAAAGUACUGAACUUUUAUUUUCCCUCUUGCGGGACUAUUCCACCCCCUGUUAUAAUGGUUCAGAACGUUAGUUUUCGUUACAACGAAGAUUCACCUUGGAUUUAUAAAAACCUAGAAUUUGGUAUAGAUUUAGACACCAGAAUUGCAUUAGUGGGUCCAAAUGGAGCUGGAAAAAGUACCCUUUUAAAAUUACUGUAUGGCGAUUUAGUUCCAACAAGUGGUAUGAUACGUAAGAACAGUCAUCUUCGAAUUGGGAGAUAUCACCAACAUUUACACGAAUUAUUGGAUUUAGAUAUGUCACCUUUGGAUUGUAUGAUGAAAGCCUUUCCAGAUGUUAAGGAAAGAGAAGAAAUGAGGAAAAUUAUUGGUCGUUACGGAUUAACCGGUCGUCAACAGGUGUGCCCGAUAAGACAAUUGUCCGAUGGUCAACGUUGUAGAGUAGUCUUUGCAUGGUUAGCUUGGCAAGUGCCUCAUCUAUUAUUGCUUGAUGAACCGACCAAUCACUUAGAUAUGGAAACAAUUGACGCAUUGGCUGAUGCAAUUAAUGAUUUUGAUGGUGGAAUGGUGCUCGUGUCUCACGAUUUCAGACUAAUCAAUCAGGUGGCGGAAGAAAUUUGGGUCUGUGAAAAUGGUACAGUCACGAAAUGGAGUGGAAAUAUAUUAGACUACAAGGAACAUCUAAAGACGAAAGUGCUCAGUGACAACCAAAAGAGACAAAAGGAGAUGCACAGAAACAAAUAAUUCAAAUGAUGUGCAACGUGCUCUGCCCAAUUUUUCUUUUCAAGUAUACUUUUUCUCUCUCUUUGUUAAACUCUUCGGUUUUUUCAGACAUUUCUUCAUGUCUGUUGCUGAAUUUACGCUGCUAUGUAGCGUUUAUCAAUGAUCGAAGAUUUUUUUUAGUUAAUUUAUUUAAACAAUGAACAGCGAAUUACUUUGUGACAGCUACCGAGAUGUAUUCAUGGUAGAAUUUUAUCAUACUACUAACUUAGAGAUCCGACGUUAUUAAUGUACUA